AUUUAUGUGGAGUUAUCUGAUGGAAAUUUUAAUGGAAAAUGCGGAGCCAUCAAUGCCAUAACCCAAACAAAUUGGGGUGGUCUAUUCUUUUCACGCUAUAACAAAUGCAUAGUAGAUAAAGGAAGUUAUUCCGACAUGAUACUGGCCAAUUGUAAAAAUGAAGAAAAUCAGCGAUUCAAUUUCGGCAAGCUCAGUGACAUGUGCGGGAAAAAAUAUAUCGGACGUUAGUUGUUCUAAUAAUCAAUAUAUGGUGAUAAAAGUUGCAGAAUAUCGUGGAUUGAGAAACGGAAACAUUUGUGGCUGGAAAUUUAAUUACAAUUGUAGUGUCGAUGUAACAUGUGAACUUAAAAAUUACUGUGAUGGUGAAAGGGAAUGUAAUGUAACUGUUGAUGAUAAUCAUUUCCCUUCAAAUAAUUGUCCUGGUUUGGAGAAAUAUCUUUACUUUGAAUAUCAAUGUAACUACACAAGUAUGCCAUACAGAAAAAUUUGCAAUCUUAUGGAUGUACGCCUGUCUAAGUCAAAUCUUCCGAACGAAGGUGUCGUGAAUGUUAUUACCAAGUUUAGAAACUUCACCAUUUGCAACAAAGGUCUUUUUCACAAAAUAAAGACGAUUAUCUGUAAACAACUUGGUUAUCCUACCGCAGCAUCUGUGGAAGGCUCAAUGUCACUAUCAUCUUUCAUGCAUCAAUCGUUUAUACCUGGAAAUGUCAAAUGUGAUGCUCGAGUGAACGAUUUAUCUCAAUGUGCUAUCACUCAAAAUAAUGAUUGCUCUCAAUACUCGUACGUUACAUGUCAUGUUUGUGAUAAUCCUCUAUUAAAAAACGCAGAAAAAUUCCCAGAUUCUUGGUUUACUGCCUUCCCAAAGAGUCGUAGUGCUGCUAAAGCAAGAAUAUCCAGUGGUAGUUCAUGGUGUGCUCCUGCUGCUAAUGGCAAUCAUUACCUUCAACUGAAUUUUCCGAGUCUUUAUACAGUUAACGUUAUCACUAUCUUUGGAGACAGUUCAAGUUCAAGCUUUGUAACUAAAUAUCACUUGCAGACAAACAUUGAUGGUGUGAACUGGAAAUCUGAAAAUCCCAGAAGGUAA
Xenia sp. Carnegie-2017 is the source of this 1084-nucleotide messenger RNA. RefSeq lists its product as uncharacterized. The record is from RefSeq and is a predicted model, not a curated record. The coding region runs from base 158 to 1084 and encodes 308 amino acids. Gene Ontology annotation, cellular component: membrane. Gene Ontology annotation, molecular function: carbohydrate binding. NCBI's taxonomy places the organism in Eukaryota, Metazoa, Cnidaria, Anthozoa, Malacalcyonacea, Xeniidae. The transcript is spliced from 4 exons.